GUCGCGGGGCCAGCCCUCCUCUCACAGCUCAAGCUUCUCAAAGCUGUUUUCCUUGUAGAGAUCAGGAGGCGGUUUAAGGGAGCAGCUGCCGACACAGAGAGAGGGGAAGGAUCAAAGAGGAGAGCUGGAGAGAGAGGGACAACGAAAACCGCACAAAAAAUCCCUCCUUUUAACUUCUCCCCAAAAAUUUCCCUCCCGUUUCCCCGCUGCCUCUGCCGACAGUCCAUUGAGAAAGAAGGGAGCCGUGUUCACAUGACAUAAUCGGAGUGAAUGGGUUGCCAUGGUAACUGACACUGGCAGGCCAACCCAGGAAAAGUGGAUGUUGAAUGGAGGAAGAGUGGAGGAGGCAGGCAAGCGAAAGUGAGAGAGACUGAGAGGAAAGAGGGAGCGAGGGAUCGCUCAGCUCCAGGAUGGAAGACGGCUUCUCCAGCUACAGCAGCCUGUAUGACACCUCCUCCCUGCUGCAGUUCUGUAACGAUGACAGUGCAUCAGCAGCCAGCAGCAUGGAGAUGAGUGACCGCAUUGCUGCACUGGAGCAGCGGGUGCAAAUGCAGGAGGACGAGAUCCAGCUGCUGAAAUCCGCUCUGGCCGACGUGGUGCGGAGACUCAACCUCUCCGAGGAGCAGCAGGCCAUGGGGACCAGGAGGGGGCCCACCAAAGACCAGGCAGCAGUGAGAAAGUCUCCUCCGUCAGAGAGCAGUGCUAGGCCAGCCAGGCCCAUGGUGCCAGCCUUACCGCUGAGGCCCACGGUCAACAACGGCACAGUCGUACCAAAGAAGAGCAGCACCCUGCCAUCUCCCUCCGGCUCCAGGAAGGAAAGCACUUCAACACCAGCAACCAAGAGCACUGUGAAGAGGACCAGCUCCUCAGAGCGGGGGGGCAGCGUCUCACGCAGGGAGAGCGAGUCCAAGAGCAGCCGCGGCCGGGCCGGCUCCACGGGGAGCAACUCCAGCGGCAAGAGGAGCAGCGAGAGCAAACUGAAGGAGCCAGUGUUCAGUGCAGGAAUGCGACGAGUGACACACUGCAAAGAGGAGGGGUAUGUGAAAAUGUAUCUGAAAGGACGGCCGGUCACCAUGUACAUGCCCAAAGACCAGGUGGAAUCCUACUCCUUGGACGCCAAGUCUGACCUUCCCUCCAGGAAGCUGAAGCUGGACUGGGUAUAUGGGUACCGGGGGCGGGACUGUCGCUCCAACCUCUACCUGCUGCCCACAGGUGAGACGGUGUACUUCAUCGCCUCGGUGGUGGUCCUCUACAACGUGGACGAGCAGCUGCAGCGCCACUACACCGGCCACACUGACGACGUCAAGUGCCUGGCAGUCCACCCUGACAAAAUCACCAUAGCAACAGGACAGGUGGCCGGCACCUCCUCUGAUGGCAAACAGCUGGCUCCUCAUGUCCGUGUGUGGGACUCUGUGAGCCUGAAUACGCUGCAUGUUCUGGGGACGGGCUUCUUCGACCGCGCCCUGGCCUGCCUCUCCUUCUCCAAAUCGAACGGGGGCGGCACUCUUUGUGUAGUGGAUGACUCCAACGACCACGUGCUAUCAGUGUGGGACUGGCAGAGAGAGGAGAAGCUUGCUGAUGUCAAGUGCUCCAACGAGGCCGUGUUUGCUGCAGACUUCCACCCCACCGACACCAACAUCAUCGUCACCUGUGGAAAGUCCCACCUCUACUUCUGGACACUGGAGGGCAGCUCCCUCAUCAAGAAGCAGGGCCUGUUUGAGAAACACGAGAAGCCCAAGUUUGUGUUGUGUGUGACUUUUUCAGAAAAUGGAGACACCAUUACAGGAGAUUCCAGUGGCAAUAUUCUGGUGUGGGGCAAAGGCACCAACCGCAUCAGCCACGCCGUCCCAGGGGCGCAUGAGGGGGGCAUCUUCACCCUCUGCAUGUUGCGCUGCGGCACGCUGGUGUCCGGGGGGGGGAAAGACCGCAAGCUCAUCUCCUGGGACGGAAACUACCAGAAGUUGCAGGUGGUGGAGGUCCCUGAGUUGUUUGGUCCUGUCCGCACGGUGGCAGAGGGUAAAGGUGACAGUGUGCUCAUCGGCACAACCCGCAACUAUGUUCUGCAGGGCGCCUUACAGGGCGAGUUCACCCCCAUCACACAGGGACACACUGAUGAGCUGUGGGGCCUGGCAGUGCACCCCAGCAAACCCCACUUUCUCACCUGCGGCCACGACAAGCACGUCAGUCUGUGGGACUCCCGCUCACACCAGCCUGUCUGGACCAAAACCUUGGAGGAUGCUGCCCAGUCGGCUGGAUUCCACCCCUCAGGCGCUGUGGUUGCCAUAGGAACACAGACGGGCAGAUGGCUUGUUCUAGACACUGAAUCCAAGGACCUGGUCACAGUUCACACAGAUGGGAAUGAGCAACUGUCCGUCAUGCGAUUCUCUCCAGAUGGUAAUUUCCUCGCCAUCGGAUCUCAUGACAACUACAUCUACAUCUACGCUGUGGGUGAGAGUGGGAGGAAGUACAGUCGGGUGGGGAAGUGCUCGGGACACUCCAGCUUCAUCACACACAUGGACUGGUCUGUGGACUCACAGUAUCUCAUGUCAAACUCAGGAGACUAUGAAAUUCUCUACUGGAUCCCGUCUGUGUGCAAGCAGGUGGUGAGUGUAGAGACCACCCGUGAUAUCCUGUGGACCUCCUGCACCUGCAGCCUGGGCUUCCACGUUUUCGGGCUGUGGCCAGAAGGCUCUGAUGGAACUGACAUCAAUGCUGUAUGCAGAUCCAAUGAAAAGAAGCUUCUUGUCACCGGUGACGACUUCGGAAAAGUCCAUUUGUUCUCGUACCCCUGCUCUCAGUUUCGGGCUCCAAGUCUCAUCUAUGGCGGCCACAGCAGUCACGUGACCAAUGUGAACUUCCUGUUUGACGACAGUUACCUGAUCUCCACCGGGGGGAAAGACAUGAGCAUCAUGCAAUGGCGAGUGGUAUAAAGCGGCCACUAGGGGGAGGCAGAGAGCCAGGGCAUACUCUGAUGGAGGGGGGAGGGGGGAACCUGUCCCAGAAAGCCUUUGCUGCACAUGCAGCUCAAAUGGGGAGAACAAAGACGCAGCGGUGGCAGCUGCAGGCAGAUGUGGUGGAAACAUCCGCCAGUCCCUUUUCUGUGUUAUUUUAUUUUAUUUUUAUUUCACAGCUCAGGAAAACAACAAUGGUAUUUGAAAUUAAUACAGCUCCUCACCAUUAUGGCAGCAAUACAAGCUGACAAACACCAUUCCGCCUUGGAAACACAAACAAGAUCUUUUUACAACCUAGUUUGCAUGGAUGAUUCUCACAGGUAAUGCACAGUUUUCUUACUGUUUUAUGUAAGUUAAGUCUGCAACGAUAACCAGUCAAUCCAUGUCUAGCCAUUGGGCAAUAUACUCCGUCACACUAAUGCCUUUCAGAGACUGUAAAUACCUGUUUGUUUCUGUGUUGCUGUGUGUCGUUUAUGCUGAGAUCAGCACAGCUGUCAUCUCAGCUAUGACUCUUUGCUGCCACCCUCUGGCUACAUGAGGAACUACUUUGCUCCACCUCGACCAAGUCAACUGUGCCGUCACUUCACUUUCCCUUUGCCUUCUUUCACAGUUCUUACAGAUUAAACUCAUCUAUCGUGUUAAUCUUUUUAAUACAAAUAACCAAUCAAAAUUUGGAACCAGUGCAUGUAUCAUACUUCUCAAAAUCUGAGAGAAAACAUGUUACCUUUUGAGAUUGUCUCGUACUUCCAAAUGCUGUUGCUUCGCAUGAGAUGUGUUACAGGGGGGAGGGGGUCUUUUAGACCAGGAGAGGGUUGGACUCACUCACAGAAGAAGGCUGACAUUUUCAUCUCCUUGAGGUAAAAUGCUUUAUUAACUCUUCAGGCUCUCCAAAAUACACACAGGGCUCAGACACACAGACACAUCUGAACAGGAAAGUGCACUCAGCCACCCUGAUGUGUGUUUACUGCAGCAAGAGGCAGCCUGACCGGUGCGUCGGCCUGACCGGUGCGUCGGCCUAACCGGUGCGUCGGCCUGACCGGCGCGUCGGCCUGACCGGCGCGUCGGCUUGACCAGUGUGUCGGCUUGACCAGUGUGUCGGCUUGACCAGCGCGUCAGCCUGACCGGCGCGUCGGGCCUGAUGAGUGCGUCGGCCUGACCGGUGCGUCGGCCUGACCGGUGCGUCGGGCCUGAUGAGUGCAUCUGUUUGUGUGCCUCUUCACUGGUGACAUAUUAACCACACGUGGCAGGUCCUCGUGUCUCCAUGGAUACGGCUCAGAAUUGCUGUGUUAUUAUAACUCUGAUCCCAAUGUUUAUGUCUGGCUUUUCAUUAACUACGUUCAUCACUUAUUACAUAUUUCAAACUCUGCCGAGCUCCGUCUCCACGCAAGGAAACCACAUUCUCCCACAGACUGCAGGGCACUGUCACAAACCAUGGCUAUAUUAAUGUAAUCUUCUUUUUACACCUCAAAAGAAAAAACUCUGAUCAAAAAAGAACUUUGUCAUGCUUUCAUAUCGCAUACCUAAACAUUAUCACUGCGUAUUAACCUGUGGAGGUGUGUGAUGGUAACCAUGGCGCCAUUGCUGAUGGGAUGUGAGGGGUGUGGUUCGGGUGUGGGGUGCGAUGGACGGAUAUAUUAGGAGAAUGAGAAUGGGGAAAAUGGGAAUCUGAAUGAUUGCAAAGCACUGUUUCCAAUGGGGGAUGUAUGUAGGAAAAGGACAUGGUUAAAAUAAAUGUUAGCUUCCAUUAUGAC
Messenger RNA from Megalops cyprinoides (Indo-Pacific tarpon), 4702 nucleotides. It is a transcript of the gene eml1, whose product is annotated as EMAP like 1. The record is from RefSeq and is a predicted model, not a curated record. Gene Ontology annotation, cellular component: mitotic spindle. Gene Ontology annotation, molecular function: microtubule binding. Lineage: Eukaryota; Metazoa; Chordata; Actinopteri; Elopiformes; Megalopidae. Gene Ontology annotation, biological process: microtubule cytoskeleton organization. Bases 411 to 2930 code for a protein of 839 amino acids. The transcript is spliced from 24 exons.